AUCAACAAAUUCCUAAUGUAUCUCUCUCUCUCUUUCUCUCAGGUGCUGGGGAGUCCGGAAAGAGCACAAUAGUGAAACAGAUGAGGAUCCUACAUGUCAAUGGCUUCAAUGCAGAAGAGAAGAAGCAGAAAAUCCAUGACAUCAAGAAUAAUAUUAAAGAAGCUAUUGAAACCAUAGUAACAGCUAUGAGCACCCUGGCACCGCCUGUGCAGUUGGCCUGCCCACAGAACCAGUAUCGCAUCGAAUACGUCCUCAACCUCGUCACCCAGAAGAACUUUGAGUUUACAUCUGAGUUUUACGAACAUGCGAAGACACUGUGGCAGGACGAGGGGGUCAGGGCAUGCUUCGAGAGAUCCAACGAGUACCAGCUGAUCGACUGUGCACAAUACUUUCUAGACAAGAUUGAGAUUGUGAAACAGAAUGACUACACUCCGACAGAUCAGGAUUUGCUGCGGUGCAGAGUCCUGACAUCGGGCAUCUUUGAAACUAGAUUCCAAGUGGACAAAGUUAACUUUCAUAUGUUCGAUGUUGGCGGUCAAAGAGACGAGCGCCGGAAAUGGAUUCAGUGCUUUAACGAUGUAACGGCCAUCAUCUUCGUGGUGGCCAGUAGCAGUUACAACAUGGUGAUCAGAGAGGACAAUCAGACCAACCGUUUACAGGAGGCCCUCAACCUCUUCAAGAACAUCUGGAACAACAGGUGGCUGCGGACCAUUUCUGUCAUCUUGUUCCUAAAUAAACAGGAUCUGCUAGCAGAGAAGGUGCUGGCAGGGAAGUCCAAAAUCGAUGAAUACUUUCCUGAAUUUGCUCGCUACACCACACCUGACGAUGCCACACCGGAGCCAGGAGAAGAUCCACGUGUUACAAGGGCAAAGUACUUCAUAAGAGAUGAGUUCCUGAGGAUCAGCACAGCGAGCGGGGACGGGAGGCACUACUGUUACCCGCACUUCACCUGCGCCGUGGACACAGAAAACAUCCGCCGUGUCUUCAACGACUGCCGAGACAUCAUCCAGCGGAUGCACCUGCGGCAGUACGAGCUGUUGUGAUGGGAGAAACCAACACAUCGGACUAUAAACAGCCCUGAGUCUCAAAACUCUCCUCUUCCACAGAAGGGUGUGAGCUCUUGUAAGGAACGGGGGCCAAAACACGCAAACAAACACACACACACACACACACACACACACACACACACACACACACACACACACACACACACACCCUGAACCCAGAUCUUCCCCCUGAUGCAAACUCUCACAUGCAGUAGACGGCGCUAUUUUGCUGGAAAGGUUUUCGGGGCUAACACAUAAACAGACUUUGAUCUCCACCUUCAGCCAUACUCGCAGAUCUAAACGACAUAUAUCCCCACACACGUUACACACACCUUUCUAGAGAAGCCCUGAGUGGCCCCUGGACAGUAUAUCCUUAAGUAAAGAGGGUUUGAUCCAGUUGUGAGAUUUCCCUUAUGUUGAGGUUGGGGUAAAAACUGAGCGACUACUUCAGUGCAACAGAUGACUGUUGAAUAACUGCAAAUAGAUCAGCUGAACACUGCAUCUUACAAAAAAAUAGCACUGUGCUCAGGGCUCAAAUCCUUCCUAUCAUGUACACACAUCCAUGUGCAACCACAGGAUCUGCUCGCACACAGAAACGUAUCACACCUGCUUUUUACUGGACUGCACAACCGGGUAGGAUCUGGAACCGUGCCGGUCUGCGGACGAGCUGAUUUAUCCGGCACAGUGCUUUGAGAUUAAACUGAGCGACGAGGAGCAGCGUCGCCACAGACUAAACAAACCAAGGGUGUAUUGUGAUCGGGGGUUCACAAAAAACAUGACAUGGACUACGAUGUGAAUUUUUCUGAUGGAGUCACGACGACAGUUCCUCGCCUUCUCCACCGAACUGUUUUGCCACCUGACUUUGCCUUGUUGGUAGUGGAGCGAAAUGUAAAGAGGAUACAUUGAGUUUAAAAGAAAAAAGAAACAAAAAAAGACUUUAAUGGAGCUUCACUAACGGAGGGCGAAAAGCAUCCUUCUACAGUACAGUACCAUAUAAGUUAAAUUGAACUCAUCUUGUCAUGGUUGACCCUGUUUUACUGUCUCCACAGCUGUUUCUGUCUGUGUAGACUUGUGUGCCAUUGUGCCCUGUGCGCUCUCUUUCUUUAUCUUUACUCUCCGCCUCUGUCGUUCUCUCCUUUUUUUCACCUGAUGAUUUUACGGCCUCAUUUUCUCCUUUACUCUCCCUCCUCGUCCUCGCCAUCACCUGCCCAUCUCCAUUUCUACCUUCCUGGCAGUGCACUUUUGUUUUGAAGAGAAAAUAAAAUAUAAUAAUCCUGGAAUAUAAAAAACAACCACAACAAACAGGACACUAAUUUCUUUUUCUUUUUUUUACUUUCUCUGCCAUUCCUCCAUCUUUCCUCUUCUCUCCUCCACCCUCCCCUACCUCUCUCUCCUUUGUAUGUCUGUCUUUACAUUACUGCUGAACUAUUAUUCUUGUACAGACUGUAAAAUGUAUUAUUUUGUACAACUUUAUUGAAAAAAAUAACUUUUAGAAGAUCCCUGUGCCUUGAUCACGACUGUACGUGU
Notothenia coriiceps (black rockcod) is the source of this 2573-nucleotide messenger RNA. Its product is annotated as guanine nucleotide-binding protein G(s) subunit alpha. The record is from RefSeq and is a predicted model, not a curated record. The annotation marks the transcript as partial. Gene Ontology annotation, biological process: sensory perception of chemical stimulus; adenylate cyclase-activating dopamine receptor signaling pathway. Gene Ontology annotation, molecular function: G protein-coupled receptor binding; GTP binding; GTPase activity. Gene Ontology annotation, cellular component: heterotrimeric G-protein complex; cytoplasm. Lineage: Eukaryota; Metazoa; Chordata; Actinopteri; Perciformes; Nototheniidae. The transcript is spliced from 11 exons.